This is a messenger RNA of Sabethes cyaneus, 1951 nucleotides long. RefSeq names its product transcription factor grauzone-like. Gene Ontology annotation, molecular function: zinc ion binding; DNA-binding transcription factor activity. Lineage: Eukaryota; Metazoa; Arthropoda; Insecta; Diptera; Culicidae. Bases 1 to 1488 code for a protein of 495 amino acids. Gene Ontology annotation, cellular component: nucleus. The transcript is spliced from 3 exons. The record is from RefSeq and is a predicted model, not a curated record.
AUGGAAACGAUUGACGCUGGUUGCCGACUGUGUCUGGAUCCAGUGGCCGAAAAAUUUUGUUCGCUGAAUAAUCCAGAGUUCAAGGAAAAGUUAGACAUGGUUUUUAAUUUUCCCGUGAGUUCCAAAUCAAGUCUUACCUCCGGCUUUUCGGUUCGGUUGAACAUUGAACAAAAGGACGAAUGCUCGAACACGAUAUGUAAAGCCUGUUGGAAUACUAUUACUGAUUUCUUUCUAUACUCGGAACAAGUGAGGAUAAAUCAGGAAAAUCUUAUGAUAAAAGUCGAACCAAAAGAUGAACUUACGGAGAUUGAGCAUCAGCAAAUAACUGGCACCGACAAUGAUACCAGUAAUCCUUAUUCUAAGGAUGAAGAUGAUGCAGAUAAUGAAGAGAAUAGUGAUGACGAGGUGUGUUCUGCAGCGUCAAACUCAUCGGAUGAGAAGCCAAGUAAAUUAAAAAGGCAAGGGAUUAAAAAAACUGCUAAGCAUGGCUGUCUGGAUUUGGAUGCAAAUUCGAAAAAAUGGAAUAAGCCAACGAAAGAGAAACUAGAACAAAUGGACCAGCAGAUCGAAGAGUACUUCAAAAUGGUGUGCGACAUAUGUGGAGAUUUUGCAAAGAACUUUCUUGCCUUGCAAGAGCAUUUUCAGAUGGUUCACGACAAAGCUGGUUAUAUUGUGUGCUGUAAGAAGAAACUGUUCGCCCGACGUUAUUUAUUCGAACACUUAACGUUCCACAAAAAUCCCACUGCAUUUCAAUGCGAAGUCUGCCAAAAAAAUUUCAAAACGAAAGAUUAUAUGAGAAAUCACAUGGCUAAUUCACAUGCCAUAGGAAAGGUUCGCCAAUACAAGUGUGUUCACUGUAAAUUAUCAUUCGCAAAACAGCAAAAAUUAGAUGCGCAUUUACAAACCCACGAAAAAGUUCCCUGUCCGCACUGUAAGAAACUGUUAAAAGGGGCGUUUAGUUUAAAAGUUCACAUUACCAAUUUGCACAGUGAUAAAGAUCGGCGAAUGAUUUGUGACACUUGUGGACGAGAAUUUUUGAGUAAAAUUUUUUUCGAACGUCACAUACAAGAGCACAUGGGAAUUGACCCGGUCAAGAAAUUCCAGUGUCAAAUUUGUCUUAGCUGGCUUAAAGGGGAACGUGGCCUGCAAGAGCACAUGCAGCAUUCGCACUACGAAAAGUCUCAAACGUUCUUCUGCGAUAUUUGUAACCGAAAGGUAGCAAACUACCGGGCCUUGCAAAAGCACAAACGUCGUGUGCACGCGGAAAGAAAAUUUGCCUGCGAAUUUUGUGAUCGAAAGUUUAAUCAGCCUAUUGCAUUAAAAGAACACAGGGCGGUCCACACAGGUGAAGUUCUCUAUACAUGUGAUUAUUGUGAAAGAACGUCAAAAAAGAAGUCAAAUCUUUACACGCACGUGAAAAAGGUGCAUCCGGUAGAAUGGGCCGAAAAAAGACGAUUGGAUGCGGAGGCAAGGAUUCCAAAGUCGUAAAUUAUUAAGUAGCCUCGUGCCAGCAUGGAAAGUAUCGAUCCUUUUUUGGGAAACCAUACGUGGGAAGACCUUCAUAAUGAAAUUUAUGCCGGUAAUCGCAAGACUUUGGUGCGUACAGGUGAAGCUAUUAUGCUUCUGAAAUCGCAUGAGAGAUUUCAAUAAUAUGGCUAAACAGUCGUCCACGUUAUAAUAGUGACUUUUGAUGACCCACAUUAUAAUGCAAAGCGAAACUAGUUCCUACUCAAGGAACAACGAUAACAGAAGCAACUAAAAGGUUCAACACAUAAAGUUUGUUAGCCAGCCUUUUAACGGGCAACAUCAUAAAAAUGGUUUUAACGAUUGGAAAUCUAGGAUCCUAUACAGCUCAGCAUAUGACCGCUAGAUCAAUUCUAAGAGUAUUCGAACAUACGAUUUUUUCAUAUUUCAUUCAAACUACCGCGAAUUAUGCCCAACUGUCUGAACA